GGCUGCCAUUGUUCUUUGUUCUUGAAGCCCAUUCGAUAUCUCGGCUAUCGCCUGUUGCACGCUGGUUUCACGAUUGCUUCAAAGCUUCGUGCUGUCAUUGUGCAGGCCUGUGAUUUAAAGCCCAGCGAUCGCAGCCUGCAUGUAUGAGCGACGACUAACUCCUAGUGGCCCGUAUAUCGCCUUGCGGACUGAAUUCCUCUCGAUGACCGAAUGUUCACCUUCCCAUUCGAUCAAACGCCUCACCCCUGCUUGUGGACGGGACUCGGAAUCCAUCAGAGGGACAGCGUGACAACGACAGCGACCACAGGGACCACAGCAAACGGGAUCACAUCGGAAGACGAAGCCAAGCUCAGAGCGAUCAUCGUGUCCGAGUUGGUCUCGCUGAUGGAGGAAAAUAGCUUGAUGGAAGCAAGCCAACUGAUACCCAAGCUAUGCUCGAGCAAAGAGUCGACCCUGAAGAAGAUCAUGCGGAUGAUUGGAAAGAAAUCGUCCAAAGUCCGGGAUGUCAAAUCGAGCUCUGGAUACGUUGGCCCGCCAGGAAGUGGUGCUCCGACACCGGUUUUUGGAGCUGCGCUCGAGCAUCUGGCAAGCGGAAAUGAGUAUGCCGGGAUCCACUCCGUGCCGACAAUCGUGGUCAAGUGUGUAAUGGCGCUCGAGAAGAACGGAAUACGAUCCAACGGCAUUUUCCGGGUGGCAGGAAAUCAGCAAAAUGCCAAGGAGCUUCGCCGGAGGAUUGACAGCGGCGAAGAAAUCGAUUUUGACAAGAUACCGCCGAAUGAUAUAUCGAUUGUCUUCAAGGCCUUCCUGCGGGAGCUGCGAGAGCCGCUGUUGACUUACAAGCUAUACCCGGUGUUCAUAUCCGUGGCUAACACCUCGGAGGCUUCGCUGAAAGUCAAGGCCCUGCGACUGCUGAUCUGUCUACUGCCCACGGUGCACCGGACUACCUUGCAGUUCUUGCUGGGCUUUCUGGCUGAGGUCGCGGCACUCUCGGACCUAAACUCGAUGACAAGCUCCAAUCUGGCGAUCGUCUUUGGACCCAACAUCCUCCAGGCGCCUCCGAGCAACAAGAAACUGGACGUCGACGCCAUUGCACACACUAACGCCGCGGCCGAUGUGGUUGACUGCAUGAUCCAAUACCACCAGGAGCUCUGGCAGAUCCCGGACUACUUGAUCGAACGAGCCAACGAGGCCAAAAAGCACUCCCACUCAAAGAACCGAGCACAACCCCGCCCGAGUCUGUCGCCACGAACGGGAUGAUCGCGAACAGUCGAUAGACUCAAUACAGAUUGUAGUCAGUCCAGCGAACAGUAUCGCGAUGUGCGCACUCCAUCUGCCCGCCUCGGAGCAGUUUGCCAUAUUGCCAUGGUCGCUGCGGUUGAGGAGAGCAGGGGUCUAGUAUCCUCGGUCGCUGGUGCUGCGAGCCGAGCCAAGUAUCUCUGGAUCCGUAUUCCCAUGUUCCCGCCAGGGUCCUGCGACAGCCCGCCC
This is a messenger RNA of Polychytrium aggregatum, 1485 nucleotides long. Its product is annotated as Rho GTPase activation protein. The transcript is spliced from 5 exons. Gene Ontology annotation, biological process: activation of GTPase activity; signal transduction. The record is from RefSeq and is a predicted model, not a curated record. The coding region runs from base 211 to 1257 and encodes 348 amino acids. Gene Ontology annotation, molecular function: GTPase activator activity. Lineage: Eukaryota; Fungi; Chytridiomycota; Chytridiomycetes; Polychytriales.